Chlamydomonas reinhardtii is the source of this 3342-nucleotide messenger RNA. RefSeq lists its product as uncharacterized. The coding region runs from base 319 to 2082 and encodes 587 amino acids. Lineage: Eukaryota; Viridiplantae; Chlorophyta; Chlorophyceae; Chlamydomonadales; Chlamydomonadaceae. The record is from RefSeq and is a predicted model, not a curated record. Gene Ontology annotation, molecular function: phosphatase activity. The transcript is spliced from 9 exons. Gene Ontology annotation, cellular component: cytosol; cytoplasm.
GGCAACAGCCAUUUGCAAUAUCCACGUGGGAACGCACGAUGGGAAUGGGGUUUCAAGGGCAGGGGCCCCUUGAGCGAAGGAAGGGCAACAGUCGGCAGCGCACACAAUCACGAAGCCCAUACGCUGCUCAUAGCUUUCAAAACCGCGUGCCUCCAACAUCUGGGAGGUGUAAAACUAAAAGGGGGGAAAGCAAUCCGAAAAUUUGAGUCCCCGAUUGCGACACCCCGUUUUUGAUCAACCAGCGCCCCCUCCCGCUCUCUAUUGUAAUACUUAGUGCAUUUAAUACUUACUUAUGGCUCUUGCUUGCUAACUAGAAACAUGGAGCGUUUUGCGGCGAGAGAGAAGCGGCGGAGCGGGGAUGGUUCCCGCACUCCCCGAGCAGGACGGGCUGGACCUGCUGCUGCUGGUGGGCAAAAGCGGCACAAGCAGAUGGGAAUCGCGGCAUACCUUCGUUCGCCCGCGGCUGAGGAGACUCCAGCUGGUCAGGCGAAGCCUGCUAAAGCCGGGGGGAUAUCGUCGACCGGAAUUGCCAAGCUCGGGAACUUGGCGCUGAAGACGCUGCAGAAGCAUCACGUCCAGCCGCCCGCGGCGUGCACUUCUGGAGCUGCCACGACGCAGGGGCGACCAUGCUCACAUGAGCCAUGGCUGGCCCAGGACGACGACGGGGACGACUUCAUCAUCUCCAUGAGCCAGACCUACGAGCGGACGCAGCCAGACCCCUGCAUCGAUUACCCGGCGCGCGACCAGGACCAGGACGAGGAGCCGGAGCUGUCUCUGCGGCGGACGCAGCACUACCACGCCACCUCCUCCACGCAGCCGUACGGGCUAUCGCAGAACCCACUGCAGCUCAUGUCGGGUAUGCCCUCGUUCUCGGAGCCCAUGGGCCUCGGUCCCAUCCUCGAAAAUGACGUCCUCCGGGCACCCCCCAGCGACGAAGCAGCGCGCACGACCUGGGAGGCGCCGGAGGCCGCCAGCUUCACGCAACCCACGUUGGCGUCGCUGCCGGUGGACCUCAGCUUGGAAGGGCAAGGCUCGAACGCGCCAGGGGACCCCACGCAAGUGCCCACAGAGCGGGUAGCCAGCACGGUGGCGCCGGUGGAGCACGGGGACGCGCUGGAUGACACGAUAGACUUCCGGUUGCACCCGCACGCCGUGCUGCCGACCGUGUCCGCGGGGCCAGCGGUCACACCGGACAUCGGCGGGGGUGUCGCGGGCGGCUUCGCGUCGCAGGACGUUGCGGACGACGGGACAACGCCUCCGCUGCAGGUCAGCAUGCCGGUCUACUCUAUCUUCAACCAGGGGCGAUCCAGACGGCGGCCUGUGUUCGUCAUCCGGCACGGCGAGUCGGAGUACAACGCGGCGUGCAAGAAGGGGAUGGGCUUCGGUGACCCCAGCGACAUCUUCGACGCGCCGCUCACAGCCAACGGCGUCAAGCAGGCCAAGAACCUGCGGCCGCACGUGAUGGACAUGAUGCUGAAGCAGGGCGACCCACUCUUUAUCGUGUCGCCACUCACGCGCGCCAUCGAGACAUUCUUGCACCUGCUGCCGGACCCCAACCGCCUCAGCCUACCGGCUGCUCCUGCCUCGCCGUCCGCAUCAGCAGCCCCGGCCGCGUCGCAGCAGCCAACACAGCAGCAGGAGGACCAGGGCGGCGACGCCACGCCGCGCGGCGGGGAGAGCAUUCAGUCACUCCAGUCCAAGCCGCUCGACGUGCUCAUUUGCCCGACGUUGGCGGAGCUCUUGUUGACAUCGGGCGACGUGGGGCGGCCGCGGUCUGUGCUGCUGGAGAAGUUCCCGCAGCUGUCCACGCACCUGCAGCGCGGGCUGGAGCAGGAGCGCUGGUGGUACGAGAAGGGCGGCAAGGGCCCCAACUGCGCCGUCACCAAGGUGCUCAGCAGCACCGAGUCCAAAGCAGACUGCAAGGUGCGCGUGGACCGCUUCAAGCAUUUCCUGUACGCCCAGCAGCUCAAGAACCCGCAGCGGCCCAUCGUGCUGGUCGGGCACGCCAACUUCUUCAAGCACCUCAUGGGCGAGACCAACUACAUGGACCACUGCGUCAUCACCAAGUGGGCGCCAGCGUGACGCGCCGCGGCCUCUGGCGAGUCGCAGCGAGCGAGUUGCAGCCGCAUUCGGCGCGGAGGGUAGCCCGGCGCUGUACAUGCAUGAGCGCUGCGGUUGCUGUGGUGCCCUGGUACUCCGGGCCAUUCGUUGCUAUGCCAGGCAUUCGUUAGGUGUGGCGCAGACAGCAUUUUAGCCGGUGACUGCAAUGUCGCCUGCUGCCUGACAGCCCCUGUCUGGGCGUUUUGCAGCCAGUGUAGAACGAAGACCGAUGUUGCUGCAACCCGGGUGCCGGACGCAACAAGUGACACUGUGACGCAUACACUGGACGUGCGGGCAACAGAUGCAGACAGCGCAUUGCUCACACGGGCCUACGGGCAUUGCGGCAUAGGCCGUGGGCAUUGUGCAUGGCCAGAACGAAAGGGCAGAAGUUGCCCUCUCAUGAGGGCACCGGCGGGGCAUGCGUUUGUGUGGGCUCGCUGCCGUGCAGAGAAGGUUGCAUGAGCUUAAGGGCGUGCCGUGAGGCGGCUUGUCGCUUGUGUUCAGGUCCUGCGACUUCAUGGCUGGUUGGUGUGCUGCUUCAGUUGUCCUGCGUUGUGCAAUGAUCAGGAGCGCUGCGCAUGAUCGCCUAUGGCUAGCAAUGCCAGCUUUGGUACAGCAAUGCGCCCCAGACGCAGGUGCGCCUGGCAUGGUGCAAAUGCGUUGACUGCUGAGAGUAAAUGAGUGACAUGACUAGGUAUUCUUGGCUGUGUACCUGUGCUGAUGACGCUGCUCGUGAUCCGUCCUAUUAAGACCCGGAAAACUUGGCACUUUCUAUUGAUUCUUCCCUAUAGAUUCUCCUCUUCCUCCCUUGUCCAUUGAUUUCUCCGCAUCUUCCUCACCUCGGUGUAUAUGACGUGGAUGGCGCUGGCUUUGGUGGGGGUAUGCGUGUGUGGCAGUGGGGGCUAGACCUUGCAGGCCCUGCUUGGGGCACGGUGGUGUAUACAGUGGCGGUUGGCGUUGCACGAUAGUGCAUUCGUACUGCGUCGAUUGGCAACGCAACCGUGCCAUUGGCGCGGGUUGGAUGCAGCAAUCGUGAUGGAACAUGGCAAGGGGCAGGAAAGCGUAGUCCCGAUGUGUGUGGUUGGAUGCAGCAAUGUGAUGCGUGUUUUUGAGGUAAUGGGCGCCUUGUCCCAUACCAGAUGCUCUUGAAAGUAGUUGUCUGCGCAGCGCGCAAGCGGUUCGAGGGGCGGCGUAAGGUUGCUUGCGCUGUGGUACAGGCAAUCCUUGUAAGGAUACGUCGAG